AUGUCUCAAAUUUCGAUUAAGAAAGGCCCCAUCAGCCUCGCCGGCCUUCUCUUCAAGCCCACUGAGUCCUCUGGGAAGACGCCGGGUCUUGUUAUUGUCCACCCAGGUGGUGGUGUUAAAGAACAAACUGCAGGGACAUAUGCGAAAAGGCUUGCCGAGGCAGGUUUCACAACAAUCGCCUAUGAUGCGUCCUUCCAGGGUGCCAGUGGAGGAGAACCCCAUUUCCUCGAAGAUCCAAAUGAGCGUGUGAGCGAUGUUUAUGCUGUCAUCGAUUAUCUCCAAAAUCUUGACUCCGUAGACUCGGAGAGGAUUGGUGUACUGGGCAUCUGUGCUGGCGGUGGUUACGCAGUUGCUGCCGCCAAGGGAGACCAACGAUUGAAGGCUGUGGCAACCGUCAGUAUGGUGAAUAUUGGAGACUCAGCACGACUUGGGUGGGACGGAGAUGAGGAUCCUUUGGAGAAACUUGGCAACUUGAAGGCAGCAGCAGCUCAAAUCACGGCUGAGGCAAAAGGUGCUGAACGUGCAGCCGCGCCAUAUGUGCCUCCCCAGCCUGACGACAAGACUCCUCGAGAUAUGAGGGAAGCCAGCGACUACUACCUCACCCCGCGGGCACAGCAUCCCCGUGCCGAAAACAAAAUGCUGUACCUCAGCUUCCCCCGCGUUCUCACCUUCGACGCGUUCCACCUCGCGGAUGUCUUCCUCAAGCAACCAACUCUUCUCAUUGCCGGUUCGGAAGCCGGAUCUCUGUGGCAUACCGAGAAAUUGAACAAGCUCAUUGGUGGUGCGACCAGGAAAGUUAUUGUUCCAAAGGGGGCACACAUGGACUUUUACGACAACGAAGCCUACGUGGGCCCCGCAGCGCUGGAUGUUGCUAAGUUUAUGAAAGAACAUUUGUCCUAA
Messenger RNA from Trichoderma breve, 900 nucleotides. RefSeq names its product dienelactone hydrolase family domain-containing protein. Bases 1 to 900 code for a protein of 299 amino acids. The record is from RefSeq and is a predicted model, not a curated record. NCBI's taxonomy places the organism in Eukaryota, Fungi, Ascomycota, Sordariomycetes, Hypocreales, Hypocreaceae. The transcript has a single exon. Gene Ontology annotation, molecular function: acyltransferase activity, transferring groups other than amino-acyl groups; hydrolase activity.